AUGCGCUCCCUUCGACAUCCCAUGGAUCAGUUGCUGAAGGCAGGAGAAAAGUUCGAAUGGUCACCAGCUUGCCAGAAGUCGUUCGACCGUUUUCGAGAAAUUCGUCAGUCACCGCUUCUGUUGACGCACUACAACCCGAAACUUGAAUUAGUUGUGUCGGCAGAUGCUUCCUCCGUUGGUCUGGGUGCCCGGAUCGCACACAAAUUUCCGGAUGGCACCGUGAAAGCCAUUUGCCACGCUUCGCGCAGUUUGACAGCAGCGGAGAGUAAUUACAGCCAGAUCAAAAAGGAGGGCUUGGCUUUAAUAUUUGCCGUGACCAAAUUCCACCGGAUGAUAUUCGAACGGCGUUUCGUGCUCGAGACCGACCACAAGCCUUUACUCGCCAUAUUCGGGUCGAAAAAGGGCAUCCCCACGUACACCGCCAACCGGCUCCAGAGAUGGGCGUUGACACUGCUUCUCUACGAUUUCGACAUACACUACGUGUCGACAGAUGCUUUCGGACACGCGGACAUCCUGUCCCGCCUUAUCAAUCGCCAUGUUCGUCCGGAAGAGGACUAUGUUAUAGCCAACAUCGAGUUCGAGAGCACCAUCCGCAGCAUCAUGAAACAAUCCCUGGAAGCCCUACCAGUUUCAUUCAAGACCGUUCAAGCCAAAACCCGCAUAGAUGAAACCCUGCAACAGGUGAUCAAGCACGUCAACACCACGUGGCCUACCAAGAAAACAAGCAUCACAGAUCCGCACAUUCAAGAGUUCUUCCAGCGUCGCGAGUCCUUCUCCAUCACCGCUGGCUGCUUGAUGUACGGCGAACGUUUGGUGUUACCAUCCGUUCUCCGAAAGAAGGUUCUCGUGGAGCUGCACAAAGGUUAUCCCGGUAUCGAGCGUAUGCGGUCCCUUGCUCGACAGUACGUCUACUGGCCCCAUAUCGAUAAGGACAUCGAAAGGCUGGUGCAAACGUGCAACGAAUGUUCGAGUGUGGCGAAAACGGAUCGUAAAACCAACCUCGAGUCGUGGCCAGUCCCGGAGAAACCCUGGCAACGACUUCAUCUCGACUACGCCGGUCCUAUGGAUGGGUGGUACUUUCUGAUCCUAGUGGACGCCUACACCAAAUGGCCGGAGGUGAACAACCUGAGCAAAUAUACCACCCACAAUAGAAUUCACUAG
This is a messenger RNA of Toxorhynchites rutilus septentrionalis, 1161 nucleotides long. RefSeq lists its product as uncharacterized. Gene Ontology annotation, molecular function: nucleic acid binding. Lineage: Eukaryota; Metazoa; Arthropoda; Insecta; Diptera; Culicidae. The record is from RefSeq and is a predicted model, not a curated record. The transcript has 2 exons. The coding region runs from base 1 to 1161 and encodes 386 amino acids.